CCGUGAUGCGAUAGUCUGAUAUCAAGCAUCAGAGCAAUGGGAGCGUUUAUGUAAAGACUAAUAAGAAACCGAACAAUCAGAAACAGUUUUACAUAUUGUAAAAGUACGGAAGGAUUUUAAAGAAUGCCUCGUUAUGCACAGUUGGUGAUGGGCCCUGCUGGUAGUGGAAAAAGUACCUACUGUUCCACCAUGAUCCAUCAUGCGGAGGCCAUCAACCGUUCCGUUCAGGUGGUGAAUCUAGAUCCUGCGGCAGAACACUUCGACUACCCCGUUAUGGCUGACAUUCGGGAGCUCAUCCAGGUGGAUGACGUGAUGGAGGAUGACUCCUUGCGGUUUGGACCGAAUGGAGGGCUCGUCUUCUGCAUGGAGUAUUUCGCCAACAACUUUGACUGGCUGGAGGAGUGUCUGGGACAUGUGGAGGAUGACUACAUCCUGUUUGACUGCCCUGGCCAGAUUGAGCUAUACACUCACCUGCCAGUCAUGAAGCAGUUGGUGGAGCAGCUGCAGCAGUGGGAGUUCCGGGUGUGUGGUGUCUUCCUGGUCGACUCGCAGUUCAUGGUGGAGACCUUCAAGUUUAUUUCGGGUGUCAUGGCAGCCCUGAGUGCCAUGGUAACACUAGAGAUCCCACAGGUGAACAUCAUGACCAAGAUGGACCUGCUCAGUCAGACGGCCAAGAAAGAGAUUGAGAAAUACUUGGACCCAGACAUGUACUCAAUGAUGGAAGACAGCUCAGUGACACUGAGGAGCAAGAAGUUUAAGAAGCUGACUAAAGCCAUUUGUGGCCUGAUUGACGAUUACAGCAUGGUGCGCUUCCUGCCUUUUGACCGAACUGACGAGGAGGGUAUCAACAUUGUCCUGCAGCACAUUGAUUUCUCCAUCCAGUACGGAGAGGACCUGGAGUUCAAAGAGCCAAGGGAGCCCGAGGAGGAUCCCAGCUCUUCCAACUACGAUGAAUUUUUCCAGGACAAAGUAGACGGCUGAAAAGGGACAUAACGAAGGCAGAGGGUGGAAAUGCUUGAGUGACAUCUUUGGAGAUUAAAUCAAGUCACACAAGAGUUCCUCUGGAUUCUCAGUUCUCUGAACCAGACAGUCUCCCAAUGGGCAUGUGUCAGCACAAGUGUGAGUGCUGUAAACCUGUCUGAGGGGAAAGCUUGCAGGGGAAAA
This is a messenger RNA of Megalops cyprinoides (Indo-Pacific tarpon), 1164 nucleotides long. It is a transcript of the gene gpn3, whose product is annotated as GPN-loop GTPase 3. Gene Ontology annotation, molecular function: GTPase activity. The transcript has 8 exons. The record is from RefSeq and is a predicted model, not a curated record. Bases 124 to 981 code for a protein of 285 amino acids. NCBI's taxonomy places the organism in Eukaryota, Metazoa, Chordata, Actinopteri, Elopiformes, Megalopidae.